UCCCCGCCCAAGGCGCGGCCCGCACAGGUAAAGCCGGCGCGGCCCGGCUCGGCCCCGCAGUCCCGCCGCGAUGUUCGGGGUGCAGCAGCAGCUGCAGCAGCCCGUGCUGCCCCCGCACCUCCCGCAGCAGCAGCAGCAGCAGCACCACUACUACCGGCGGCAGCAGCACUACAGCACCCUGCCCGCCCGCCGGGCCUGCCCCGAGCCGCCGGCCUGCCCCGAGCCCCCGCCCUGCCCGGAGCCGCCGCGGCCGCUGCCCUGCCUGGACCCCGCUCCGCAGCCGCAGCAGGACGUGCCCUACGACCGGGUCCGCACCUACGGGCCGGGCUGCCGCCGGGUCAGCACCUCCUGCUCCUCCCGGGCCGCCUCGCCGCUGGACUGCGGGCUCGCCUGCGACCCGCCACAGGGCACCAUUCGCAGGAUCAUUAUCGAGAACCCGGAUCAGGAGCCAUUAUCCCCUUUUCUUAGAGGGGCCAGUUUCUCUCCUGGAAAUAAUGUCAUCUAUGAAAAGACAAUAAGAAAAUAUGAGCUAUUAAAUCCUCUCCAAGAGCGGCAGUUCCCGGUGUGCCCGGCAGAGCCGUGCCCGCAGUGCCCGCCCGCCCCGCCUGCCCAGCAGUGCCAGCAGACCCAGACGGGCUCUCCGUGCGAGCUGUGCCCGGGCCCGGCCGGUGACGAGUGCCGGGGACACCCCGUGAGGAGGGGCACGGCCCCCGCCCAGCUGGUGAGCUGCCCCCAGGACACCCCUGAGCAGCUGGACUGUCGCUUUUUUGGGGAGCUGCUGGCUGAGCUGCACCGCAAGAGCACUGACCUGUACAGCUGCUUGCUGCAGCACGUGGAGAAGAUUGGGACAAGGAACCAUGACAUCGAAUUCACGUGCCAGACUGAAGAUAUUGAAGAAUUAAUUCCCAAAGGACUGUCUGAGGCAACAAAGCAGCAGAUUCGUUAUCUCCUCCAGAUGAGAGCGACAUCGGACAAAUCCCUGAGACUUGUGCUUUCCACCUUCAAGAACCUGCGUGAGGAGCUCUGCCAUUUGCAGGAUGACCUGGGGAAGCUGGAAACCGACAAUGUCUUGCUGAAGAAGGAUUUGGCUUUUAAGGAUUCUCAAGUAAAAGAAUAUGAAACAAUGCUGGCUUCUCUGAGGGAGAACAACCGUCAGCAGCAGCAAGGGCUGAGGGACAGCACAGCCAGGUGCCGCUCCCUGGAGGAACAGCUGCUGUCCCUGCGGCUCAGCGAGGGUGACAAGGACUGCCAGCUGAAGGAGCUGGAGUACAGCAAGAGGGCCCUGGAGCAGGAGAUCCAGAGCCUCAAGCUGCAGAGCUGCUCCAGCCCAAGCCUGCAGACCACGACGGACGAGCUCUCCAGCCGCUACGUGGAGAUGAUCAACAACCUGAGGGAGGACAAGGACAGGGAGAUCCGCAGCCUCAGGUCCCAGCUGUGCCAGUUCCAGCAGGACAUCACCAGGAGAGAAGGGAGUAACAGUGACUUGCAAAUGAGGCUGCACGAACUGACAUCGCUGCUGGAAGACAAAGAGGCUUUUAUUAAACAACAGCAAGAGGAGCUCUUCAGACUGAAGCAUGACAAGUUAUCUGGCAGUCAGUCCCCUGGGGUGACAGCCAUCAUCACUAAAAAGUACAGGAAUCAGUAUCCUAUUCUGGGUCUCCUGUCCGAUGACUACAAGGUCACAUCACCUGUCAAUAAAUCACAAACGAUUGUAAUUGAGAGGACUGGGGAGAUCUGGAAACACGUAAGUUUACCUGGAGCUGGAUUGUUCCCUCUGCAAUCCCUAAGUGUUCCAUUUAACUUCAAAGCAAGUGUUACCCAAACUGAGAGCUCAGAGAUACCCUAGUGGUAAUUUAACUGCAAAAAGCAAAGUGACUGACUGCAACCAGGGACUUGUCCUGGCUCUUGGGUGCAGGCAGUAAUUAGUGGGUGCGGUACAAAUAAAACCUUUUUGUUUUCUCUGGCACGUAAUUACCCUGAACAAAAGCAGCAGCGUUGCUCUAACCCCGGCCCCGGGGUGUUGCUGUGCUGGGCAGGUAGGCAGGGACUGUGUCCUGCUGUGCUCUCAGGUGAGGAGGGAUUUGGGAGGGCUGUGCUCCUCUGCAUUAGGAGCAUUAAUGACUCCAAGCUAUU
Catharus ustulatus (Swainson's thrush) is the source of this 2133-nucleotide messenger RNA. RefSeq names its product POF1B actin binding protein (gene POF1B). Gene Ontology annotation, cellular component: adherens junction; actin filament; bicellular tight junction. Bases 71 to 1846 code for a protein of 591 amino acids. Gene Ontology annotation, molecular function: actin filament binding. The transcript is spliced from 14 exons. NCBI's taxonomy places the organism in Eukaryota, Metazoa, Chordata, Aves, Passeriformes, Turdidae. The record is from RefSeq and is a predicted model, not a curated record. Gene Ontology annotation, biological process: bicellular tight junction assembly; epithelial cell morphogenesis; actin filament organization.